Neltuma alba is the source of this 2400-nucleotide messenger RNA. RefSeq lists its product as uncharacterized. NCBI's taxonomy places the organism in Eukaryota, Viridiplantae, Streptophyta, Magnoliopsida, Fabales, Fabaceae. The transcript is spliced from 9 exons. The record is from RefSeq and is a predicted model, not a curated record. Gene Ontology annotation, molecular function: ATP hydrolysis activity. The coding region runs from base 59 to 2116 and encodes 685 amino acids.
CGCUUCACAUCCAUCACACAACAUGCCCCGCUCCUUCUAGCCUCCCUCGCCUGGCAGAAUGAGAGCUUUGAAUUCGCAUUUCGUCAUCAUCGAUCUUCACUCUUCCUGGCGCUCCGCCCACCAUAUCCCCUCUUCAACUCUCGCCUACCUCAAAUCCUCCACCGUCAUUUCCACCAUCUCCUCGUCGUUUCGUCGAACGCGUCAUUCCCACAGAGCGAUCCGCUCCAAUUCAUCUUCUGCCUCGAUCCCGUCCCCGGAAAUUCGAAGACCCUCUGACCGAUUCUCUUCUGCUAAUGGCUUCUCCUCCUCAAGUUCUCAGAACCUGCCUUCCACUUCGCGCACCGGGGCUGCUUCCGAAUUAGAGCUGUUUCUCGAUUUAUUGCCUUUGAAAAUGAGGAGGGAAUUGUAUCGCCACGACGAACUUGGCGGGCUUAUUGAAGUUGUGAUGGAUUUGGGUAGGAAGCCUAUUGCUCGGUUCCCAUCUGGUGACUGGGAAAUCUCGCAACAUCCCAUAAGGCACGAUGAUUUACGGCACGCGAUUUCCAAGGUUGGUGAGUUUUCUGAUGACAACAGAUCGGGUAUUGAUAGCUCUUUACAUCGUAUAAGUGCAAUUCGUAAUCGUAAAUUGCAAGUUAUUGGCCUCACGUGCCGGGUGGGUCGAGCUGUAACUGGUAGUGCUGAGAUUAUACGUGAUUUAGUGGAGGACGGAGGCUCCAUCUUGGUAAUAGGACCUCCUGGAGUGGGUAAAACAACCUUAAUCAGAGAGAUUGCUAGGAUGCUAGCAGAUGAAUUUAUGAAGCGUGUUGUCAUAGUAGAUACCUCCAAUGAGAUUGGAGGUGAUGGUGAUGUCCCUCAUGCAGGCAUUGGUCGUGCAAGGAGAAUGCAAGUUCCCAAUGUAAAUAUGCAGCAUAAUAUUAUGAUUGAAGCAGUAGAAAACCAUAUGCCCGAAACCAUCAUAAUAGAUGAAAUUGGGACUGAGCUUGAGGCAUUAGCAGCAAGCACCAUUGCUCAAAGAGGAGUUCAAUUGGUUGGAACAGCACAUGGGAUGACCAUAGAAAACAUAACAAAAAAUCCUUCUCUACAGAUUCUUGUUGGUGGCAUAGAGAGUGUGACCCUUGGGGAUGAGGAAGCAAGGAAAAGAAAAGUACAGAAGACAAUUCUUGAAAGGAAAGGACCUCCUACAUUUACUUGUGCUGUAGAGAUGAUAUCCAAAACUGAAUGUCGUGUUCACCAUAGAUUAGAUGCAACAGUGGAUGCCAUUUUGGCAGGAAAGUCUCCAUUGUAUGAACUUCGUCAAUGGGAUGACUUUGCCAAUGAUUCAGUGAAGUAUACUCCACUGCUUGAAAAAGACGGUGAAGAAAGACCUUAUGCAACUGAUGAUAGUAUCGUGAAUGCUGGCAUUGACUCCAGUGAGCAAGAAAGAGAUCACCUUGCGACUUGGUCCAAGAAAUGGAGCUCUAGUAGAUCUGGAAUCAAGAGGAGUGCUCCUCUUCAAGUGUAUACUUACAAGAUCCUUGAAGCUGAUCUACUUCAAGUAGCUAAGGUGAUGGGACUUGAGGAUGUAAUAGAUGUAACUGGUGAUAUUGGAGCUGCUGAUGCAAUUCUAGCAUUGAGUUCUGAGUUACGACAGAAUCCGUGGAUCCGUGGAGUUGCGAAAUUCCACCAGUUGCCUGUAUUUGUCAUUAAGUCAAAUACCAUGGCACAAAUGGUCAAGGCAGUGCGUAUGCUCCUUGGGCUAGAAUCAUUUGGCCCUACGUCAAAGAAGCCAUUUAGCGACUCCUUAAAUAUUGAAAUUCAGGAUGAUGAACCAAAACGAAAACCAUCUUUGGAAGAAAUUGAUGCCUUGGAGGAGGUCCGCCUUGCGAUAGAAUACAUUGUGAUUCCCGGCGGAGAGCCGGUGGAGCUUCUUCCUCGACGUUCUGAAAUAAUUGCCCGGCAGCUUGAACUUGUAGAAAGCUAUCAGUUGUCGGCUGAAAAGUCAGGUAGUGAACAGAACCCCAGGUUGCAGAUUCUGCCCUUGAAGCUGAGCGGGAAUGCAAAAAGAAGCCCUCUAAAUCGGGUUUCUGGGGGUGGCAAUCGCACCAGUGUCACCAGACUUCCUCUUUUGCCUGAAUAACAAGAACUCAAUUAUUCUUCCAAUCCUAACACGGCUAUCAGUCCUAUGGUGUACAUGUAACAUUACUUGUACAGUCAUGUAAUACAAUCCAUCAUGGCAAUUUCUUUGUAACUGAAAAUAGGCAAUGUCCAUCAACAAGUUGUUGGUUAAGAUAGUAAGUGGUUUCAUUUGCAAGAAAACACAAGUUCGAAUUUGGGGAAGUGACCUUAACCCUCCCGGUUAGAUAGAAAUUACUCUAAACUCUCAAGGCUAAAGUGAUUAGAAGAAAUUCUGAGUUAUAUAUA